This is a messenger RNA of Spodoptera littoralis (African cotton leafworm), 10536 nucleotides long. The record is from the annotation of a GenBank genome assembly. Lineage: Eukaryota; Metazoa; Arthropoda; Insecta; Lepidoptera; Noctuidae.
UCUGGGAACCAUUCUUGCAGACACAGUAAAAAAAUGGAUUUAUAUAAAAACUUUAUUCAAAAAUUUAAGUGGUCGUACCACCUGUGAGUCAUUUGUCGUGCAAACUACAGGCUUUUUUAGAGUAUUUCAUCAAGUAACCAAUGACGCAACACUACCAUGUCCCAGCGACCGCGCCACUCGCUCGCUCGCCUGCGGCACUGUCAAUAAACUUUAGCGGCACAAGGUGAGCUAAAUCUAUGGUUUUGUUAUUUUGUUAGGCUCUUUGAAACAAGUUGGUUGGUCACAAACCCUGCGGUACAAAUUUAACUGAUUCCGGGCUUGUUAAAAUAAGCUCUUCCAAGUUUAUAAAUUUUGCAAAUGUUUUGGAGGUCAAAAUUGUAAUUUAUACACCAACUGAGACCGGAGCUCGCGUUAUUGGUGAAAGUGGCGAACACGAGCAAUCAGGCAGCGGCGCGAAACGAACGCGAGCUGGUUCGCUUGGAGGGGUUCGACGUGGCGGAAGAAACUGACAUCAUUGCGCGCCGACGGUGCACGCAUUCAUGUUUCUCGAGUCGAUCGUGAUUAUUCCGAAAAAAAAAACAAUGUUUGUAAAGUGACAGUAACUAACAACUUAUUUAUAAUGUAGAGUUUGUACACAAACAAGUGAUCUCGGUAUUCUGCCAAGGUGCUUAUUUCAGUGUGAUACCCAUAUGGACAAUUAGCUUUGGAUUAUAUGAUUAGUUAAAUAUAAAAUAAUUAUGCUUCAUUGUCGCGGAAGACGAGGCAGAUAGAAUGGCAAGUGAUGGAACGGCGAACAUCGGCGUGGAGCCGACGAGCCUGGAGUAUAUGGAGGACCCUUAUUUUGUGCCACCUGACGAUGACUCCACGCCGAGUUUCGAUGUAGCCGUAGAUGAACUAGAUGAACUGGAGGAGUUACCAAACUGGCCACACAACGACCCUGACGCUGACUGGCGCAUGCUCCCUGACCUUGCUGAUUCUGCUCUGUGCAUUGAAACAGAAUUCUACGUAGAUAAUCGACGUCGUCGUCUUAGAAUAUUUAGAAAAAAAAUGCGAGAAGUACGAGUUACUUUUCAAGAUUUAUCAAAGCCCUAUCUUGCCAAGAUGUCCAGUCAUACAAACUACAAGAAAUUCUUAGGUAUCGCAGUUGGAGCUGAAGAAGCAAUGCCCACAACCGGCGCAGCUGGUGACGCGCACACGCCUGACGAGCUGGCAGGACUGACUCCUGAGCAGGCGGAGCAACUCCGCGCCGAGUGGAGCCGGGAACUCGCUCGCGUCGAAGAUGAGAUCGCUACACUGCGCACCGUUUUGCAAAGCAAGAUCCGCCAAAGCUCCGAAUUAAAACGAAAACUUGGCAUAACCGUGUGGAAAGAAAUUACCGAAGAUGUUAAUCAGGGUUUGAAAAAUGUGAAAGAAAGCCAAGUCUAUCAAACUAUAGAAACACGCGUGGCUGCGCUUACACAGGCUGUGACAGAAGCACCAAUAUACCAAAAAACUGAAUCUGUGAUAAAAUCGACUGCAGAGAAGACAACUUCGAUUAUCGGUGGUAUCACUGCAGGAAUGUCCACAAAGAUUGGUCAGAUGCGAAACUCCGAAUCGUUCCGCUCUAUUGAAGAACGUGUUGGCACGGCGUACGAAAAUGUUAAGGGCAAAGUGUCUUCUCGAUCGAAUUCAACGCAAAGUUUCGACGAAGCGCUGCGCGACGCCAGCCGCACGGCUAGCGGCGCCACGUCGCCCACCAUCCCCGAGAACAAGGCCUUGCCCUAAGCGCGCCGCAGCCGACCCAGCCGACGCAGCCACGCCGCCAACUAACUACACACGUACACUCGUACACUCGUGUCGGGCGCCCACAAUAUCGGCAUCUAUUGGCACUAACAACUUUCGAAUGGGGAUAUUGCAUACAUUAUUUAUUGUGAUGCACCUUGUUUGAUAAAAAGAAUACCCUUUUAUAUGUGCUCUUAGAUAGUAUUUUAAAUUAUGUACUUAUAAAUAAUGUUUAUUGUACGUGUCGGACGGUGAUAACGCAUGUUUAUUAAUAAGGCUAUUGAAUAUUAUCGUUUAAUUGGAUAUUGGUUUGGGAGAGUCGAUUAAAUUAAAACCACGAAAAGUGAUGAAAUUGCAAUUUUGAUUUCGCAAAAAGCAAAACCUAAAUACGUGCAAUGCUAGAUGGUUAGUUAUCUUAAAGAUUGUUUGUGAAUGUGUAUCUCGAAUGCUUUCAUUUCAUGUGCACCUUUGUUGCACUGCGGCGUGGUCGAGUCCUUUAAUCGUUUAUUUUAAGACUGCUGGUUACAUGCUUCAUAUUAUAUUCUUGUCUUGUUCAUUUUGUGUCUUAUGUAAAGCAUUCCAAACGGUUACUGAUUGAUGAUACAAGGUAUUAAAAAACAUUUUGAAAAAGUUUAUUCAAUGCUUAAACUCAGUAUUUCUAUGUAUGAAGGGAAUGAGUCAAUAUAUUCAUAUUAAAAAACAUGUAAACACAAUUUUGUAAAUCCUUAUUACAUGUAAUGAUUGUAAGACACAAUAACUUGCCGAUGCCUGUUAGGUCCAUUAUUACUAUAAAAAUGAUAUUUUUGUAAGAUGCUUAGCUUUCCUUACUUAUGAAAAAUCAACUAUUUACAAUGCCUCUAAAGACGGUAAAUAAAAUUUAUGUAUUGAAAUGUUUCUUUUUAUUCAUAGAUCCUUUUCUUGACCUUUAGUAUUGUAAUGUAAAUUACAAUAUUAUAGUAAGAAUUCAAGUGGGUCCAAUCUUCAGUCAAGGCCAUUCCUACCCUGUCCAUCAAUAAGUAAAUAUCUUAGGGGUUGCAAAACUACGGGAGACUUCGAAACUCUGUUAUUUUUGCUAAGACCAAGUUUAUGAGGUAUUUUUGUUAAUAAUAGACGAAAGAUCAUGUAUUCCUUCCUGACAAGAAAGUGUAAGUGCAUUUAUCAAAUCUCAAACUUAACGAAUAUUUAAUCAUUUCCGAGAAUAAGAGUGAAUAGAUAGUUUGUUUAAAAUCUUAAAUUAUCUCAAAAUUCUUUCAUGAACCUGCCGUAAAGUUGUAUUUGCUAUUGAGACGGACAAAUAUUAAAACUGAAAUAAAAAGCAUUUUAAGGGUAGAGAACAUUUAAUUACACAAUAGUAAAUAUAACGCAAAUUGAGCGCUACUUCACAAAUAUUACAUACAUUCCGACGUACCAUAACUCGUGUUUACCCUGCACGAAGAAAUUUGAAUCUAUUUAUCAUCUAUGAAAAAAUGGAAACCCUACUUGAAGACAUCAUGAUAAAAAUGUGUCAUUGGAGUCAUAUUAUGUGAGUACGAAGCAUAGUCUGUUUAUAAAAUAAUUAACAACUAAUGUUUUCCAAACAAACACAAGCAAUGGAUUAUAACCUAAGAAUUGUAGCUACCCACAUAACUGUAAACCUGACAAGCAAAUUAGGGUACCAACUAACUCGAGAUCCGAGAUGGUAAGCCUAGUGAUGGCAUUAGUUAAAUAUUAUUAGAAUUCGAUAGAACAUCAGCUUGUACAAAAUUGUUAUUUAAACAUUACCAAGCUUACAUUUACUUGUGUAGCUACACUAAAGUAUAUAGCGAAGCAACUUAUAUUUUAAAAUAAUGAAGGACAAACAAAGCAGUUAUUGCAUUAAAUCACUUUGUUCAUACUUCGACUACAAUAAUAAUAAAAAACAAACAUAUAAUUGAAAUUUAAUAAUAUACAAAAUAUAGUGAAUAUAAUAAUAUUGAAAGUGCGGGGAUGACAUCGGACAUAAUACAGUAAACUGGCUACAUUGCUCACAUACAGCUAGGUUAUUAGCGAUAUUAUAAUUAUCUACUCUAAGUAAUAUAAUUACUUAAAUUGAUGUUGGGCGAAUUUUGCGAUCUGCGUGGUAGCGUACCGAUAGAUUCUACCGCGCUUUAAUCUAAAGCUUAUAAAUAGGUAAUAAACAUAUUCUUAUAAAAUUUGACUGUUUUUAAUUUGUGCUCAAGAUUUAAGACGCAGACGAAAAUCCGACGCCAGGCACACGGACUUACUAAGUAAAUUCAGUUGUUGAUAUAGAGGAUACCGACUCCUGUACCACUGCUUCUAUGUAUUAUAAAAACUAGUUGUAUGUUGAUCCUGUAAAUAUGUAUAUUUACUAUCUUAAUCGAUUACACUAAGCAAUUACUAAUUAUUUUCUCCUUUUUUUAAAGCAAUAGAGCUUACUCGCUAAGACUAAACUACUAUACCUGUGAAACGAUCAACAAUAAUAGAUAAUUUGGAGUACAGUUAAUACCUGGCAUCAGUUACAAUGUUUGAGUACUUAGUUACUUGUUAUUGCUUAAUGAUUGGUUGCAUAUUAUGGCAACAUACAUAUUUGGUUCUAUUUAAGUUAUGUAAAUAUUAAAUUCGUACCGCUUUUUAUUAUGUAUUAAACCCACGCAAAAAUAUUAUCCUAAGUCAACCAAAAACUAAUUUUUAAGAGUUUAAAAUGCUAUGAAUAAAAACAAAUAUUUGUAGUAAAGACAGCUUAGUAAACCAAUACAAAUUUAUAUUUUUCAUUUAUUUUUGGAAACAGAUCGAAUCUAAUAUUACAUAACUAACAAUAGGACCAUUAACAUACCUUACAAAUUACAGAAUCAUUAUCCCUUGUUUAUAAGUUUAGUAUAGCUUAUUACAAAAUAAAUCUUAUAUUUAAUUUAAUCGCAUCCUAUUUUAGUUAAUUAGUAAUGUGCAUUGUAAAAUUCUAGACACACAUGCCACGUAUUCAGGCAUAAAGUAACAAGAAUAGAACAAAUAUGACAACUAUAAAAUAAAGCUUCUUAUGACAUAAGUGAACUGUCUUAGUGUUACGUUAUGGACUCUAGUUUCCUCUUUUAAUAUUAUAAAUAGUUAUUUGAUCACACACUGAUGCAAACCAGUGCUUAAAGGCAACAUAUAAGUUCUUUUAGAUAUCAUAGACUUCUAGAGGCCAUAGAACAAACAAAACUUAAGCCUUAUUGUAAAACAUAUAAAUAUUCCAGCAACCAAUAAAUGUUUAUUAACAACUGAGCUCUACGGGUCAAAGUAGCUGUAUUUCUUUGGAUUUCAAUUUAGAAAAUUAAAUGUAAACUUUUAUUUGAUCUAAUAUUUUAUCACUUAACAUGGAUUUCCGACUUCCAGCAUAUUGUUAUUUGUGUAAACUAAUCACUAAUCAUAAAAUACUUAAUAAUUUUAUUAUACAAAAUAUAUAUGUGUGUAUAUCGAAUAACAUUUAUUAAACAAAUUAAAUAAAGCAUUUAAAUAACUAAUUUAUUAAUAAAGCCGGCCUUGAUUUUAUAACCUAGAGACACAUUUCGAGAGAACAAAUUACAUUCACUUGACAUCAUAAUAUGAUACUUGAUUCCAUAUUAAUAAUAGGGAUAAUGACUAAUGCCUAUAUUUGUCCGGAACACGUAUUAUUCUGUUUUCACGUUGUCAAUAAAUUGUGAGAGAUAAAUUCAGUCGAAUUACAUGACGUCACGUCUCUGUAUAUUAUAUACUAAGCUGUAACGUGCCGACUGCCAACCAAUACUUUAUUAAUUACAGUGGUUUUGGACGUGUUCUUUUGUUCCAAAUCAAAGAUUUUGUUUUUUCAUAUCGUCAAUAUCCCCAUUAAAAACAACUCUACAAAUACACACAUAUUUACUUACAUUAAUAUUUUUUAUGAUUGGUGUUAUUAGGUAAUGUUACAUAGUAUGUCUUUUCUGACAUUGGUCUCUAUAAUCUUACCAAAGUUAUUUGGUUCAAAGUUUGAUAAUAAUUAUGGUAUUAAAUAUUGCCGCAUAGAAAACCGCAUUUCAUAUAAUGUUUGUAUGAUUGUAUAAGUAUAACGUGUAUUAUAAAAUAGUUGUCGCCCUACUAAAUUUACUUUCCACUCGUUAAGCGUAUUAGUUUCUUGUGACUACAAACGGCGCUAUAUAACAAAACAAUUCAUUUCAUAUAUAUAUACUUAUAUUGGUUGUAUACAUAGUUAUAUCAAUAAAAAAAUACGAGAGAUAUAACAGGGUCUUUAGCCAAACGCCACUUUAGCGCUUGUCUACAGAGAGAGUAGAAAUCAAAAUGUAUGGGGAUGACACUGACAAGUGUUAAAAUUUUACGUCGAUUCCAUAUAAUUUGGUUUUCUACUCUACAUGUAGACAAGCGCUAAAUGGCAUUUGGCUACAACUGCAGAUUAGAAGCUAGCCGGGCGGAUGUAUGGCAGUAGCUAACUCGUCCGAGGGUCAAUUCAAUAUACUAUAAGAUUGUUUGUGACCUAUUGCUACAUAAUAUAUGAAACGAUCUGCUUUGGUAUAGUAUGUUCCUGUUCCUCUCUGAGAAAUUUUAUUGUUAUUAAAUCAAAUGAAAUAUGCUUUAGAGAUCUCAUAGAUACAUGCAAACAUUUUUAUUAACAAAACUAUUGUAAUAUUUUUGGCUUUUAAAACAUAGCCCCAUCUUCUGAAACAUAUUACAAAUCUGUCUUAAAUAAAUAAUAGUGAUACAUAGAUAACAUACAUAUGUAAAGUAUUAAUUAAAAGUAAUGCACUUUCAUAUACGAAAGAUUUAAAUCUUUUUGUUUUUUCUCUUUCCUAUUUUUUAUGUAUGGACAUAUUAAUCCUAAAUGAAAUGAAAUUUUUAUACAAAUCAACACUAGCAAAGUGUUGGUUAACACAUAAAAAAAAAAGAUAUUGAAAAGAAUUUCCGCAAAUAAAUAUUGCUUGGAAAUGAUGAUUUGAACAAGAACACAUAAAACACGGUGUACACAUAAUACUAUUGUUUACUAAGCUCUGGCCCCAUGCCGUCACACAGAUUUGCUGGGCUAGUCUUUGGAGAGAAUGAAUUUAACUUUGGAAGUUAUGUAUUACAAUCCUUCUACAAAGUCUCAAAAAGGCCUUUGGCAUUCCCACGACUUUUAUGUCCACUUAAAUAAAAUAUUAAUCGACUAGUUUAAGUAAUGAGUAGAAAAGCGAUAGUGAACACAUUGUUAUAGUACUGAAAAAAUGUAAGUACUUCGAAAGAACCGAAAUGAAAAAAAAAAACAUUUAAUUUAAUUGAUUUGUGCACAGCCCUUGGUUGGACGACUAAAGCUGACAUAAAUCUGGAUUGAAGCUGAUAAUUGCAUGAAAAACAUCAAAAUUAGCCGAAAUUCUACCAACCAAUCAACUUCGUAUAAAUACCAACAUAACGAAAUACGAAAAUAGAAAAAAGAUUAAUAGGAAAUUACUUCAACUCUAAUUUUUAGAAAAUCUGGUAAGUAUUAUAUGUAAGUUUGAAUAUAUCUUCAAAAUAUUCACAACAAAAAGAGAUACAAGAAUUAAGUAGGUAAAACUUUAACUAAAUGAUGUAAAAGUGCCAAAGAAUCGUAAAGGGUACCUACAAUAAUUAAGAAUUAUGACGCAAAAUCGUAGCCGCCCAAAUUUAUAAUCAUCAAACAUAAUGUAUAAAGAUUGCGCAGAUGGAGCUCCUUCAUACAAAAUAUGAAUCAUGACAAAUGUUCGCACAAUGUACGCGGUCUUUAUUAGUUUGGGAAUCGCGCGUAUAGACAUUUUGCUACCAAAAACCACUUACAUACGACAACUUAACUAAAGUUUAAAGCACGUUGUAUACAAUUUAAGAUGAAAUGUUACCCAAAAGCUGCGCUAGUCAUUUGCGCAUGAAAGCAUCAAUACUUUUUUAAAUCAAAGACGUAAUUUGGAUGGAUCUUUAGAAAAUAUAUCCGAGCUGCAAACCUAUUUUAAUAAAACAUUUUCCACAAGAACUUCACGUAAAAUAUACACAAAUGAGAAAGCUAUCUAUUUGAAAUAAAGGCGUCAACUGUGUGUGUGCUGGUUACAUAAUACCUACUUAAUAAACUACAACCGAUGUGACAUUUCUUGAAAUGCUCAAUAAUAUUAUAACAGCACUUCUUUAAAGGAUGACUUUUCUAAUUGUUAUUUAGACUGCAGUUAAGCCUAUGUAAGCUUAUUACAUAAAACAAAAUUAAAAACUAAACUCGUUUAUUGUCAACACUACCCCAUUUUUAUCUGUUUGAUUGUGUAGCUGGUAUCGAAUAUUCGUCAUUUUAUUUUCACCUUAUAAUAGUCUUGAAACUUGAAAUGAGAGCAUUCUGAACGCCACGUAAAAAGGGGCAGAGUUAGUAAAAAGAAAAGAUAGUUCAAUAAACAAUAAAGUUUAUUCUUAUAAAACUUUAAGCGACUGGGUGUUUAACUUUGAAAAUUAUAUCAUAAUAAUCAUUACAAUUGCGACAAAUAAUGUUUAUCAACUACAAGAGGGCUGAUUCUCACUAUAAAGAGCUUAUCGUACAUGAUAUGAUGCGACAGAUAGAAUUUAAAAGAAACACCAUCAUAAUAAGACAGAAGAUGUAUAUUAAAAACCUAUUACCCAAGUUUCCUACUUGCAUCACUUGCAUGAUCACUAUGCAUUAUUUUCGAUUUUAUAUUGUUAAUGUAUAACAACGAUCCUGAACAUAUUCGUAUUAAUGUAUCACACCUAGCAUCACAACGUCAUUUAAUAUAAAAUACAUUUAUAUCCGAUAUUUUUAGCAGCUUGUCCACUUAAAAGAUAACCGGGCGAUUAUUUACUUUGACACAACUUAUUUCCACGAAAAAGCAAUCUGAGUGUACUAUAUUAAUAAUAUUAUGUUAGAAUUGAAUUAAUGAACAUGAAUUCAUAUGAAAUCAUUAAAUUCGCUGUAUAUAGAAUAUGGCAUUUCAUGCGAUAUAGUGUGUCUAUGUAACUAUUUCGUACAAAUAAGUAAAGUAAAUAAGAGUCCGAUUAUCCGUGAGAAUUACGAACUACACAAAUUGCAUGUAAAUGCGUCUAUUGAGACAAAAUAACACUGACAUACGACCAAUUGAAACACCAAAAGCAUAAUUUAUGAUAAAAAAGAUGUUUAUUAACUUUCACACUAAUUACAAAUAAAAACAUUGUCACCAACCCUUAAAGUCAGGACAUACAUUCUUCCCAACUUUUAGUUGAUUAAACUUAAAGCUAAAAUACAAUAUAAAAGAACUCUUACUUUAAAAAAUAAACUUAAAAAUGUAAAAUAAAAAUAUCAUUCUUUACACUGAUAGUAAGAUUGGUUGUCUGUUUAUAAUAAUUUGUUUUAUAUACAUAGUGUAUGUGUUUGUGUGAAAUUCAUUGAAUUAAUGUGCAUAAAUUAUAAACGAAGCAUUGAAAAUAAAAUAGGUACUUAUAUACUGAACUCAUAAUAUAUUCAAAUGAAUGAUAAUGUAAAUAAUUGAAAAAUAAAUACAUAUUAUUAUAUCCUUAGUACACCUAAUGAGGACUAUUUGGCGUUACUGCUUAAUACUACUAACUGAUUAAUGUUGCAUCAUCAUGUAAAGACUACAGAUUAAUGAAAAACAGUGGAUACUUAUUUGUGUGAUACCACAAUAAUUUAGAUCAUUACAAAAUAGGAAUCUACUAUUUAAAUUCACUAUCAAAAUCUUCGCAAAGCAAAUAAUCCUCUAUCAAGUGUUCCUAUUUCGUUACACUUCAGUGUUGCUUUGUAUGAUGUUCACUUCUUUAUUAAGCUACGCUUGAAAUUAACCAGCUAUGUUUACGAGAAAAACCUUUUUUGUGAAUGUAUUUUACUGUAGACCUAUUUAUAAAUUUCAUAAAAUAUAUUUAUUUGAAUGUCUGUCUAUAACUGUCACUAACUUUUUUAGUUUCAUAUAAGGAUAAAAUAUCCACUUAUUAAAUUAAUCGCACUUCUUUGUUUUAUUUAGAAAGCUUAAGUUGAAUUCUACAAAUGCUUCUUAGAAGAUAGUAAAUAGCCCAGUCAACGGAUGGCCAAUUAGGAAACACUACGCAUUACACGCAUGAGGUAAUAUUUAUUGCUCUCCUCCGAUUAUUAUUAUACUUAUACAUCAAAUAAUUGUCAACGAUUUAUUUCGAUUGUUCCAUCACUAUCAAAACUUCAUAGAAUUGAAACGUCUUUUAUAUUGGGACAGCUAUCUUCGUAAAAGCUAAACAACAUUUAUAAAAUUAGACUAUAUGAAACGCGAGUGGGGCCAUUCAGAACCUGGUAGAAACGGUUGGCGUUAUAUACAAGAACAAACCAGAAAAUAGGCGGAGUUCUAUCUCAAAACAUGAAGACCUCACAGGGUCACUCCCAGCUUCGGGAAAUUGCUGCACGAACCGGAGAAGGGAAUGACAACGACAAUCGAACGCGUUUACAUACGAGAUCUUCGUGCGGAGAUAAUAUUUUAAAGUAUAGAGAAGCCCCAGAAAUUUCGCACGCUCGACUAACAUUACCUGGUAGGUGCGGCGUGCGGUUAGGCGAAGUACAUGACCUUCUUGGUGACGGCGUGCACGGUGAUGGCGCGCGCCAUGGCGAUGGGCGUGCGGUCCUCGCUGCAGGCCGACUGGUGGCUGCCCUCGCCCGAGUCGUGCUCCUUCUCCACCAGGUGGUAGCGCGCGCGGAAGGCCACGAGGUGCGCGUAGUACGCGGGCGCCGGGAUCGACACCGAGCGCGUGCAGCGCACGUACGUGUGGCACAGCUGGUACGUCAGGCACUGCAGCUCGUCCGACCCGAAGUGGUUGUCGUCCCACAGCACGUGGUAGUGCGACGGACGCGACGUGCCC